AUGACAAUCAACAAAACUUUGAAUGGGUCUUAUGAAGAGGUGAGAAAAAAAAGCAUUUUAUUAGGAAUUAACGCAAAAAUUUCAGAUGGUGACAAAGAAAACCACAGAAGCCUUGAAGAUGAUUACUAUCAUCGAAUCAGAGGUAAAAAAAUAUCUUUCAAGUUGAUUUAUAUAGUUUUUUCAAAUUUUUUAAAAGCAAAAAGGGAAAAUGCGUCUCAGAAUUUUCCGAAAUAAUUAUUCAGUUGGAACGCAUCAAGCGAUUCGCAAGGGGAAUCGAGAGUGAAACCGCGCAACUGACGGUUAAGAAGUCGCUCCUGGUGCAGGGAUCUCAGCGACAAGAAAAAUCGUAA
Molecule: messenger RNA, 350 nt
Organism: Caenorhabditis auriculariae
Lineage: Eukaryota; Metazoa; Nematoda; Chromadorea; Rhabditida; Rhabditidae
Source: the annotation of a GenBank genome assembly